AUGUAUCUGAUCAUUGUGUUUGGAAACCUGCUCAUUAUCUUGGCUGUCAGCUCAGACUCCCACCUCCACACCCCCAUGUACUUUUUCCUCUCCAAUCUGUCCUUUGUAGACAUCUGUUUCACCUCUACCACCAUCCCAAAGAUUUUGUGGAAUAUUCAGACCCAGAGCAAAGUCAUAACCUAUGAAGGCUGCAUCACCCAGAUGUAUUUUUACAUUUUCUUUGGAGAAUUAGAUGACUUCCUCCUGACAGUGAUGGCCUAUGACCGCUUUGUGGCCAUCUGCCACCCUUUGCACUACAUGGUCAUCAUGAACCCCCGGUUCUGUGGACUGCUGGUUCUGAUAUUCUGGGUAACGGUUGUCUCCUUAUUUUAUUGUACGGCCUUAGGAGUGUACCUUAGCUCUGCUGCUACCCACAUCUCACUCUCAAGUGCAACAGCCUCGGUGAUGUACACUGUGGUCACACCCAUGCUGAACCCCUUCAUCUACAGUCUGAGAAAUAAAGACAUAAAGAGGGCUCUGAAGAGAUUCUAUUUGAUGCCAAGUAUAAAAUGGCCAAUUGUACUAGGGGUGAAGAAGUGCCCUUGA
Messenger RNA from Balaenoptera musculus (blue whale), 585 nucleotides. RefSeq names its product olfactory receptor 7A17-like. The record is from RefSeq and is a predicted model, not a curated record. Gene Ontology annotation, molecular function: G protein-coupled receptor activity; olfactory receptor activity. The transcript has 2 exons. Gene Ontology annotation, cellular component: membrane. Gene Ontology annotation, biological process: G protein-coupled receptor signaling pathway. NCBI's taxonomy places the organism in Eukaryota, Metazoa, Chordata, Mammalia, Artiodactyla, Balaenopteridae. Bases 1 to 585 code for a protein of 194 amino acids.